Molecule: messenger RNA, 4687 nt
Organism: Polyodon spathula (Mississippi paddlefish)
Lineage: Eukaryota; Metazoa; Chordata; Actinopteri; Acipenseriformes; Polyodontidae
Gene: btbd16
Product: BTB (POZ) domain containing 16
Exons: 17
Coding region: 827-2623 (598 amino acids)
Source: RefSeq, a predicted model, not a curated record
AGUGUUCUGGGAUUUGUAUUUUUCCUACAGAUGCAAUGCUCUGGCAGUAGCGUUAAGAUAUUUAUUACAGAAGGACAGCUCACACUGCAGUCAACUUAGAACACAAUGAAGACUAAAUUCAGUAAUAUUAAGUAAUUGCUAAAUCUUGGAUAUAUUGAUUUGAAUUUAUCAGACAACAUACCAUAGUCUAAAUCUAAAGCAAUUUAAAGCAUACGGCCCAAAUACAUCAUUGAUAUCACUAAAUAACAAAUCAACGACCUGUUUGCGGUAUAGUUAAUAUAUUUAUUUCAUUCUAAAUUUUCUGGCAUUGCUUGUGCAGUAUUUGAGUCACACGCCGACUGACGGAUUUAAACUUUCCCAGCACGCUUUACGCUCGUCCUGCUCUGUACAAGAUCAAGAAUAACCCUAUGUACGGGACAAAAUGUGUAAUUCACAUUUUAAACGGCAGCUCUAAUUUGCUGCUGAACCACAUCUAAAAUCAAGUAAACAAAAUUGAAUUCAUUUUGUUAAAAACUGGUCUGCGCUGCCGCCUUGCGUAAGUUUUUGGAAUUACCGCAUAUAGAUCUGUUUAUAUAGGUCAGAAAGGAAGCAUAACAUCCAUACCAACCUGUCAACAUUUGUGUUUUCAAAAUACGGGAGCUUUAAUAAACUUAACUCUAAUACCUGUCAACUUUUGAAAAUGCAGAAAUCGAGAAGGGCGGGGGGAGGAUGCACGCGCGUGGCUAAGUAUGUGAAUUCGCCUCGCGCACUGAAUGCAGACCAACCACUCUCUUUGAAGACAUGAAAGCUUUGCAAAAGGGAGUUUAACAGUAGAAUACGGGAUCAAAUGUCCGGGAGAAGGAUCCAAAAUACAGGAGACUCCCAAUAUUUGAUGAAAGCACCCUAUAUAGCAAUUGAAAAUAGUGCUAUUCAAGAGGAAGUCAAAGUCCCGUGCUCUCGAAGGUGCCGCCUACGAAAGCAAGCAGGCCUCACCAACCGCUGGCAGUUGCCAGACCAACUGGGCAGUGACUUUCUAGGAAAGUCCCAGGCGUUUAAAGCAGUGAGGGCCGGAGUAGUUAAUGACUCUUUGAAGAGAAUUAUGACAGCUGACUUCCCCUUGUAUGUGCAUGAGGUGGAGGUGUUCUGUGACCCUGUGCCUCACCUUGCAACGUCAUCUUGUGGAAGCACUGCACCCACGAGCACCAAACGAUGUGUGAGACUGCCUGGCUCGGCAAGACCCGUAACUCCGGAAGACCUUUUCCACUAUCACUCCAGAGGAGUGGCACAAAAAAUAGAUGUGGUACUUGAAUGUCUGGGCAGUUUUUGGGAACUGCAUAGCCCUUAUUUAACAAAAUCCAGAGUACUGACUGAACUGUUCACAUCAGCCAACAAACAAACAGGAAAAACCGUCAGUAACAGCCCAGAUUACCACUGUUUCAGCAGCAGUGACAAACCCCACAGAAAGUGUGCCAGUCCCCUAUCUCAGCGUUCCUCUAGGGGGAGGUACAGAACCAACUCAGACAGGCAGCUGCACCAGCCCAGGAGACCCGUCGUGCUGAAACUCAAUAUCCAGGACCCGGACAUUACCAGAGAUGCGCUGGCAGUGGCCUUGCAGAACCUGUACUUCUCCAAGCCUGAGGUGGAGGUGAGGGAGGCGGCAGGGGUCUUAGCUGCCGCAGCCGAGCUGGCCUUUCAAGCGCUUUUCCAGGGGUGCAUAUCUCUAAUGAUGAGCAGCAUCAGUGCAUCCACGGUGUGUCAGUUUCACUACAUGGCUUGUAAGUACAGGGAGGAGGCGCUGUUGACUGCCUGUGAGAGGUGGCUGGAGCUGAACCUUGUUCCACAGCUCCAAUCAGGAAUACACCUGCGAAACCUACCACACGACCUGCUGCAGAAACUGCUCAAAUCUACCCGACUGUUCACGUUCAGUGAAUACCAUCUCUACAGAACUGUGCUGUACUGGGUCUUCCUGCAGCUGAACCCCACAGUCCAGAUCAUGCCAUCACACAGCUCCAUCUUAACAUACUUCAUCAGCUUACCCAAGAAAAGCGCCUUGCUCGAGAGAGAUGUGGGACAGAAGUACUUGGCUCUCUUCCAGUCCUUGCGCCUUCACGGGAUCACAGCUAACAAACAUCUGGAGGAGAUACAGCAGAUCAACUUACUGCCCCAAGCCAGGCUACUGCACCUCUUCACAAAGCAUUACUACGCAUUACAGAGUGGAGGGGAUGUGCCUUACUUCACCGAUUUCUCCACUCAGGCAAUGCGGUUUGGCCUGCUAGUUGACCGGGAGCCGCAGUAUCGCACAGAGACCAUUUCACUGUACGGGUUCUUCUUCGAGCUGAAAGCUGCAAGACAUGGGGAGAGCACCACCUACAGCUUCUCCAUGAAGAGGCUAAAGUACAAUGACCCUGCUUUGUCAUUUCGAGCCUGUGAGAGGCACCCCUUCAGUCUGCUUCAAGGCCGGGAGAUACGAUACGAGAUCAAGGUCCAGUCCACGGUGGAUGGAAAGUGGCAGAUAUUUAGCACUGGGGUGUUGAGCAAGGAAUUUGGUGUCACCAAGAAGUCUGCCAAAAGCCAGAUUUUUAUAGUAAAGGGACUGAGCCUUCCCAUCUAUGUCAGUUUUGGACUUGUGUUCCCAUCAUUCUGAAGACUCGACGGGAGUAGGUGUGCUGGUGGGAGACAGACUCUGAACAAACAGACCUUUUACAUCAAGGGGAGAGCUGAAGAUAGACUCUUGGACUUUCACCUCAUUAAACCAUUGUGUCAUGUGACAAACACCUUUGUAGCGUUUACUGCAUUUGAAUGCAGGUCUGCUUCCUGCACAGAAAACAAGUGGCUGAUAGAAGGGGUGAAAACUCCAUUUGCAAUGCAGUGAGCUCAUGGUUGUGUCCUGAUUUGGUGAAUGAUCAGCAUAUAUUAGUAUGCCUUUAUACUAUAGUUGCUUUCCCUAUUUUUGAGAAGCCUUCCAGUGAGCAGCCAGUAGAUUUAUACUUUGUUGUUAGACUUUCUGGUGACCAUUUAAACCACUUUUUGCUGCAUAUUGUAAUUGCAACUAGAUAUCACUAAACCUGCACAUUCUAACAGUCCAGCUGCACAGCACAAUUAAAUUAUCUGCAGUUUUUCUCUGCCAUAUGCCACUUUUGGUUAUAAAACUAAUCUAGAAAUGACUAAGAGCUCAAAAAGACAAUACAUUGUGAAGACACAAAUCCUAUUUGGUACAUCUUGUGGUUACUAAAGUGAACUGUAAAGGGGUGAAGUAUAUGAGAUUGACUGCUGUUGCAAUGUAAUUGCAGUGCUGCUAAAUUUUGGACAUGCUGAAAUAUAACUGCAGUCUGUGAACUGUGCUAAUUAAAUUAAAUUAAGCAUUGCUCAGAAUUCUAAUUGGUUAACUUCUAAUUGUUUUUUUUUUUUUUUUUUUUUUUACUUAUUGCUAAAAAGUUAAUUAAAUUGGAUGUGACCAUUUGUGAAUGGCCAGUGCCUCUAAAGCCAUACACGAGGAAACAUGUUUCCAGAUGCAAUAUUUCCUCGUGUGCCCAGAAACCAGGAAACAUGUUUCCCGGAGUAGACCUAGGGUCCUAUUUUGAGAAACAUUUUUAGGAAACAUUUGACCUUUGACCAAUCAGGAGAGACUCUGUGAGCGUGAAUUCAUCGGUCAUGUGACUUUGCAAGAUGGCGACUGUUACAGAUUUCUUCAGUCUACCGAUGCCUACAUUAGUGCAAUGUUUACGGUGUAGUAAUUUCUGUUUAGCCGAGCAGUAGUUAACAUCAUGUUAUGUAACAUAAAAAGUGUAGUUUAUUUAAAAUAUUUAAUUUAUACUUAAUGAUACAUUUCAUUCGUGCUGUAUUUACCUGUCACACAUUUAUUUAACUGAAACAUUCAUAAUAAUUAGCAUAUCAAAAUAAGAUAACACUACUGCUGUUAGCCAGUUGAGAGGAGCAUGCAUUAAUAUUUAUGUAAGCACUUCUCAAAGAACGUGCUCCAGAUUAAUGUUUAUAACUAUUUAACAGAAGCGAUGAUGUAGACAGGGAUUUUAAGGCGAUUAAGUGAAAUUAAGUUUUGAAAAACUUUUAAGCAGAGGCUGAUGAGUCCGGUGCUGUUGGUUUACGUUUGGUUAUUAUUAAAACCGUCUUUUUCUUUUGAACCAGCCGCACCUUCUACGAAGUUUCAAUGCAAUUAUAAGUGCAGCACUACUCAGUGCAGUAAGGCUUUCAUUCACUUUGAAGUAUGCAGUAGGAAUGGCCACGUGCUGCUUGAAAGUUUCCCGACAAUGUUUCCUUGACAGUUUAUAAAGAAACAUAUUUCCUCAUGUGUGCUGGGCUUAAUUCCUUCAGGGAUGUUCUAGAGAAUCAUCACUUUGAAACAGCUCCUUGUGAAACGUCAAUAAUCUGUGCAGCUUUGGACAUAGAAACCAUCUACAGCACCUUCUAUCCUACCUUUGCAUGUACUAAAUAUGCUUAUACAGUAAUUGAACUAACAAUAUAGUAGUUUAUCAAGGCUAGUAUACUUGGAUUUACUUAUUCCAUGUAACAUGUUAUGUUUUAAUUUCCAUUGCUUUGUUUUUUUCUUUUUCUUUUGGGUACUAAUUAGGGUUAGAGGAAGCAGUGAAAUCUCAAGUUCUCACACAUUUCAGUAUUUUCACCUGGGCACAGUGCCAGGUAGGAAGCUUGAAUCCCAACUAGUUAUGUUGCUUUGGGGGAACAAAUAAAUAAA